AUGGGAUUCAUUGAACUGGGAAAGCCUUCAGUUAAAAAAAGAAAAGUGGCAGUUUAUAAAAGGAAAAACCAUGUUGCAAAUAGUACCCAUCAAUCUCCCUCAACUACCUACUCAUCGCAAGAUAUAUCAGUCACUUUGACCUUACUGCCGUGUGCCAAGUCCAGCUAUGAAAGGAAAGUGUGUUUGAAAGAUCUACCUUUUGAAGUUAUUCGCAAAAUAUUUAUCUUUGCCGGCCCAGGGAAUAAUCUUCACUUGGUCAAUCGGUCAUUUUAUCAAAAUAUGAGAUUUUCAGGUGUUAACGAUGAUCAAGAGGAAGAUCAGCAAUUAACAAAGUAUCAGCUUAUAAACGUUGAUUUAUAUGACUCGGAGCAGGAAGAAGAGAAGACAAAGAAGAAAAAGAAAAGCUGUAUUUGGAAGAACUAUUCGCUUGUAAUUACUUUUAUUCGUCGAUAUUUCCUAUACGAUUUGAACAUAGGAUUAGAUGAAGAUCUAAUUGGCAGGAAAAUGGAGUUUUAUCUACAUCAACUUGACGAUAUAACGCUGUUGUAUCCAAAUUAUAACCAAAGUGAAUAUUAUCAAAAGUUUGUUGCAAACUUGGAGAUGUUGGCAUCUAUCUGGAAUAAAUACAAAACUACCGCUGGUAGAUAUGUUUUGAAUAAAGAUUUGCUAAAUUUCAAAUUCAUUUCCAGGAAACUUUUGCUAAAAUUGACAUCAGAAACUUUUUGCUUUGCAAAACAAGCAUGUGAGAAGGAAGAACUAUUGAAAUUUAAGUGCAUGCAAGAGAUUGAGUUGAAUCGGAAAUUGAGAGUAAAGUUUCUUAGGUUCAAGUUUAGGGAAUUGUAUGUACUACUAGAUAAGGUCAAAGAUGACUUGGUUCUGGGUACGUUUGAGAGUCUUGGUCAGUAUAAUGAGUUUGAAAAGUAUGUGGAAAUGAUAAACAAUCAUCCACCGGAAAUGAAUAAUCCAGUGUCAAAUCCGCCAAUACCUAUGUACCCCAACGAAAACGAAGAAUUUGAAGGAUUCACCAUUGACAGAACAACAUUUUAUAAUUAUAAAGCCGGGUAUAUCUUUGGCUGGGUAUUUUUUGGAGAAUUGGAUAACUUCGCCAAAGAGUGCCUAAUUCCAGAUAGUAUUUACUUGAAGUCAAUUAAAUCGCGACGCUUCUAUAAUGUGGUUUUAACUUUGGAUACCUCAGUUCAUCCAUUGAGUCGUUAUCCAGAUUUCCUCUUGCAGGAAAUACUUUAUUCAUUACAUCCCAACAAUGUUGAUUUCAAAAUCUUUGCAUCAUUGAGUACUAUAGUAAGGUCAAUUAUGGACGGUACUCGAUUUCCUGCGGCAAAAUACUUUGGACUUAUUGGAUCGCUUAAAGAAGCAUUCAAAUUAUAUGAUACGUAUUCAAAAUUGGACUAUCUAUCAUUUGGGGUCAACGAGAGAGGACUUAACAUUUUGGAAAACUUAUUUCAAGGUAUGCAUGCAAUGUUUCUUUAUACGUUACAGCUGUAUGAAAAUGAAAAAGAAGAUCAAAAGCAAUUAUGGGCAUUGGCUUUGGAGUUGAAAAAUGCUGAAUUGAUUGAGUUUAUGUCGAGAGCUUCAAAAAUUCUCGAUCCUUAA
Molecule: messenger RNA, 1611 nt
Organism: Lodderomyces oxycetoniae
Lineage: Eukaryota; Fungi; Ascomycota; Pichiomycetes; Serinales; Debaryomycetaceae
Exons: 1
Coding region: 1-1611 (536 amino acids)
Source: RefSeq, a predicted model, not a curated record